Solanum tuberosum (potato) is the source of this 579-nucleotide messenger RNA. Its product is annotated as cysteine-rich and transmembrane domain-containing protein A. The record is from RefSeq and is a predicted model, not a curated record. The transcript has 3 exons. Gene Ontology annotation, cellular component: plasma membrane. Bases 101 to 379 code for a protein of 92 amino acids. Lineage: Eukaryota; Viridiplantae; Streptophyta; Magnoliopsida; Solanales; Solanaceae.
CCACUGUACAGCCCAAUCAUCUUUCUUUGUGCCUAAGCAAAAACACCAACAAAACUCUCUCUACAGUUAGAUCCAACCCAAAUUCUUCAUUUAUUCAACAAUGAGUUACUACAAUCAACAACAACCCCCUGUUGGUGUACCACCACCACAAGGAUAUCCACCAGAAGGUUACCCUAAAGAUGCAUACCCACCACCAGGGUACCCACAACAGGGUUACCCUCAACAAGGUUACCCACCUCAAGGGUACCCUCCUCAGUAUGCACCUCAGUAUGGUGCUCCACCGCCUCAUCAGCAACAACAACAAUCUGGUGGCACUGGUUUCAUGGAAGGAUGUUUGGCUGCUCUGUGCUGUUGCUGUCUCUUGGAUGCAUGCUUUUGAUGCUGUAAAUGACCUGUGCAAGUGUUGAUGGCACCAAUUCUAUCAUAGUCUAGACUUUUUCUUUCUGUGUUGUCCUGCCCUGGCCUUGAUAAAUAAUAUGAUCUUAAAUAUGACGAUGCACCUUGUUAUGGUGGAGAAUUCAAGUGUGUAUUUGCCAAUUUAUACCUUAUUGUGCAAUGCGAGAGAUUCUAUUUUUUAUA